Molecule: messenger RNA, 1496 nt
Organism: Nicrophorus vespilloides
Lineage: Eukaryota; Metazoa; Arthropoda; Insecta; Coleoptera; Silphidae
Product: zinc finger protein 512B-like
Exons: 3
Coding region: 39-1496 (485 amino acids)
Source: RefSeq, a predicted model, not a curated record
GUCUUUAACAGUCAUUGUUCAUCCUCAACAACAUCAACAUGAAGUUUCAACUUUGGGUAGUCGCAGUACUUUCAGUCUUAGUUCUCGUUCAAGCGAGCAAGAAGAAGGCUGAUGGGAAAACCUUGGUCGACAAAAAGGAAAAGAGAGGAUUAUUGGAUUUGGGAUAUGGAGGAGGAAGUUUUGGAGGACAUGAUUUGGGUGGCGAUAUUGGAGGAGAUUUAGAACAUGGAUUUGGAGGAGGAUUUGGUGGAGAUUUGGGACAUGGAUUAGAAGGACAACUUGGAGGUGAUUUGGGGCAUGGAUUAGGCGGAGGACUUGGUUCAGGUGGAUUUGGAGGAGGAGAAGGAGGGUUUGGAGGAAGCAUUCAAACUCAAGGACAUGUUAAGCACAUCACCAUCCACAAGGAAACACCUUAUCCAGUACCACAUCCAGUUCCAUAUCCAGUUGAGAAGACUGUACCAUACACAGUCAAAUAUCCAGUUCAUGUACCAGUCGAUAAGCCAUACCCAGUUCAUGUACCAAAACCAUACCCAGUCCCAGUUGAUAAACCAAUCCCAUAUACUGUUGAAAAGACUGUCCCAUACCCAGUCAGUGUGCCAGUAAAGGUACCAGUCCCACAUCCUUACCCAGUACCAAUUCCAAAACCAGUUCCAUACACUGUUCACAAACAAGUCCCAUACCCAGUCAAGGUACCAGUCAUCGUACAUAAGCAUAUUCCAAUCUACGUUAAAGGACACGAUAGUGGACUUGGAGGAGGAUUCGGUGGAGGAAUUGGAGGUGGAUUCGGAGGAGGACAUGGAUAUGGACACCACGUUAAUAUUAUCGCUUUGUUAUGUGCCUUAGUUGUCGUCUCAGCGAGCGAGAAGAAGGCACUUAGCAAAGUUGAGAAGAGAGGAUUGUUGGAUCUUGAUAAUGGAGGACAUGGGUUUGGAAGUGGAUUAGAAUUAGGAGGACAUGGAUUAGGAGGAGGAUUUGGAUCGGGUGGAUUUGGAGGAAGCAGUUUUGGAGGCGGAUCUGGAUUUGGAGGUGGAAUUGAAACUCAAGGACAUGUUAAGCACAUCACCAUCCACAAGGAAACACCUUAUCCAGUACCACAUCCUGUUCCUUAUCCAGUUGAGAAAACUGUACCUUACACCGUCAAAUAUCCAGUUCAUGUACCAGUCGAUAAACCAUACCCAGUUCAUGUACCAAAACCAUACCCAGUCCCAGUAGAUAAACCAGUACCAUACACUGUUGAAAAGACCGUUCCAUACCCAGUCAGUGUACCUGUAAAGGUACCAGUCCCACAUCCAUACCCAGUACCAAUCCCAAAACCAGUCCCAUACACUGUUCACAAGCAAGUCCCAUACCCAGUUAAGGUACCAGUCAUCGUACACAAGCAUAUUCCAAUCUACGUUAAAGGACAUGAUAGUGGACUUGGAGGAGGAUUCGGUGCUGGAAUUGGAGGGGGAUUCGAAGGCGGUUUCGGAGGAGGACAUGGAUAUGGACAUCAUUAA